AGUAAAGAUUUGUGCUUUCAAGCGGGCCAGUUCCACACGCACAAAUUCGGCCACAGGACUGAAUCCCCUGAGCUGCCCCAAACCCACUGACCACUUCUCUUUAUACGCCGGUGAGCAGGCCAAAGCUGAACAAGAGGAACCUGACCCAGUCUGCUGUAGCCUGCAGAGUACAGAGGGACCAACCAGUCACAUCAUGAUUGAAGCUGACCGAGAGCUAUCAGCCAUGGUGCAAGAUAUAUGGGAUAAAGAUGUCAACAGACUGAAACCAGGGACAGACUACCGGAUCUCUCUGCAGGGGAAAGCUGGGCCUGUGAAUGCUGACAUGAAUGAUGACAUGAAUGAUGACAAUGAUGGAGCCGGAUAUCCUCUGUUCUCAUUUGUCGAUGAACGCAUUUUCAAAAAGGAGUCUUUCUUAGCCUUUAUCUCUCUACUGGAUAACUAUGAAAGUGAUACGGGUGAGCCUGAGAUUGUAACCCCAGAGGAGGAAGCAGAAAACCACAAGUUUCUGGACUGCAUGCUUCGAACGCCAACCAUGAAGAUUGCACAUAAGUACCUAGUAGAGAAACAGCUCUCCCCAGAGGGAUUACCAGAAUUCAAGAAGCAGCUCUACCGUAUCUGGUUUGAGCUGUACGCCAGACGAGGAGCUAGCAAGCCAGACUCCUCAGGGUUUGAGCAUGUCUUUGUCGGAGAGACCAGAGGGGGCCGCACAGUCAUCGGCUUUCAUAACUGGAUUCAGUUGUAUUUGCAAGAAAAGCUGGGAAACAUUGAUUACAAAGGCUACAGUGUGAACGCAAAUUCCCCCCAGCCUGACGAGAACAAGCAUAUCCUGGCACUACAGUUCAGUUGGAAGAAUGGAAUUAAACCCAAAGGCAGCAUCUUCGUUGGUGUCAGUCCUGAAUUUGAGUUUGCCCUUUAUACCCUGUGUUUCCUGGUCUCACCCAAUGAGCGUGUCAAAGUGUUCUUCAGUAUCUAUGAGGUGGAUAUUGUCUGUCACCACUACAACCAGAAGCAUAUUGGCACAACUUACCCUGUUCUUGUGAAAUAUCAAAAUGAACCAAAAAAACAAUAAAACUAAUCAAGCAGGACUCAAAUACACUCUCACCCAAGUGUCAUGAGUAUUGUUUUAGUCUUUUUUAUUUUUAAAUAAAGAUACAAUACAUCUUA
Molecule: messenger RNA, 1164 nt
Organism: Oncorhynchus keta (chum salmon)
Lineage: Eukaryota; Metazoa; Chordata; Actinopteri; Salmoniformes; Salmonidae
Gene: endou2
Product: endonuclease, polyU-specific 2
Exons: 7
Coding region: 194-1069 (291 amino acids)
Molecular function (GO): RNA endonuclease activity
Source: RefSeq, a predicted model, not a curated record